Molecule: messenger RNA, 1729 nt
Organism: Stereum hirsutum FP-91666 SS1
Lineage: Eukaryota; Fungi; Basidiomycota; Agaricomycetes; Russulales; Stereaceae
Product: histone deacetylase complex catalytic component RPD3
Exons: 13
Coding region: 1-1644 (547 amino acids)
Molecular function (GO): histone deacetylase activity
Source: RefSeq, a predicted model, not a curated record
AUGCCCGGCGAAGUAUUCCCCAUCGAAGGCGAAAGCAAAAAGCGAGUUUGCUACUUCUUCGAUUCGGACGUGGGAGGGUUUCAUUAUGGUCCGGGGCACCCGAUGAAACCGACCCGGAUUCGGAUGUGCCACUCAUUGGUGAUGAAUUACGGGCUAUACAAAAGGAUGGAGAUCUUCCGAGCGAAACCGGCCACCAAGCGCGAGAUGACACAAUUCCACUCAGAUGAAUAUGUCGACUUUCUGAGUAAGAUCACGCCGAGCAACAUGAACGCAUUUGUCAAGGAACAGCACAAAUGUAACGUUGGAGACGACUGUCCCGUAUUUGACGGCUUGUUCGAUUACUGUUCAAUAUCUGCUGGUGGAUCCAUGGAGGGCGCUGCACGACUAAGUCGGGACAAGUGCGACAUUGCAGUCAACUGGGCGGGAGGCCUGCACCACGCAAAGAAGAGCGAAGCUAGCGGCUUCUGUUAUGUGAACGAUAUCGUGUUGGGUAUCCUCGAGUUAUUACGGUAUCAUCCUCGGGUACUCUAUAUCGACAUCGACGUUCAUCAUGGGGAUGGCGUCGAGGAGGCCUUCUAUACCACUGAUCGAGUCAUGACUGCCAGCUUCCACAAGUACGGAGAGUACUUCCCCGGGACGGGUGAGUUGCGCGAUGUCGGGAUAGGGAAGGGUAAAUAUUACGCGUUGAAUUUUCCGCUCAGAGACGGAAUCAACGACGCGAAUUACAAGAGCGUUUUCGAGCCUGUAAUACAAGAAGUCAUGCAGUCGUACCAGCCGUCAGCCAUCGUACUUCAAUGCGGUACCGAUUCGUUAGCUGGUGAUAAACUCGGUUGCCUGAACCUGUCAAUGCGAGGGCAUGCAAACUGCGUCAAAUUCGUCAAGUCCUUCAACAAGCCACUGCUUUUGCUCGGAGGAGGAGGAUAUACCAUGCGGAAUGUCAGUCGUGCAUGGGCAUACGAGACCGGCCUGGCGACGGGCGUGGAGCUUGGUCCCACCAUCCCCACCAACGAGUAUUAUGAGUAUUUCGGGCCGGAUCACCAGCUCGAUGUCAAGGCGUCCAACACGGAGGAUAUGAACUCCCCGGCGUAUCUCGAGCGUGUGAGAAAUAUUGUCAUGGAGCACUUGCGAUGUCUCGGUGGUCCUCCCAGCGUUCAGAUGACUGAUGUACCACAACACCCAAUUGACGCCGAAAUGGACGACCCAAAUCAAGACGAGGACAUGAUUGACCCUGAUGACCGAAGACCGCCCAGCAUGCUCGAUCGACGCGUCCAAGCGUCCGGAGAGCUGUCCGACUCUGACGAUGAAGGUGAAGGUGGUCGACGAAACCAUGUCUCACACCGAGAAAGGUCCAUGAGCAGCAACGGCAGUCGCACCGGAAGGAAGUUUGGCAUGGGAGUGGGUAUCAUGACUGCUCCCGGAGCAGCAUCGACUCAUGGAGCAGGACCCAGUGGGCACACAACCAUGCCGCCUCCUGGCCUUGGACCUAUGGACCAGGAUGUCGAACAGGGUUCCGGGAAUGCCGGCUCCGAGUCGCGUGCAGGAUCCCCGGUGGUUCAGGAUAGUGUUCAGCCUGGGUUGGACGAUGAAUUGCCGAUUUCGGAGCAGCGGGAUGUCGUUGUUGAGCGAAAUGGGAACGGGCGGUGAUGCUGUGCUGGAACUCUGAUUUACAGUGUUUGGUGUAGGCUUCUUUCUUUCAGCUAUGUGAAUGCUUUGCGCUGUGUUUUGCUUU